CAAACAAGUUAGGGCUAAGCAUGUUCAGAGCUAAGAAGAUAUUACGCUUUGAAUCUAGAACCUGCUGGAAAGGAGAUAAAAGUCCUAGAGACUUCUGCUUUACACCUGUAUUCGUCAGCGAUGCCUUCAUAACGAAGGAAGGGAGGAUUCUUGAAUUUGAAGGCUAAUUAUUUACGCAACGUUGCGUGCAUGCAAAGAGCCACCCAAAACAGGAAUAACUCGAAAAAAAGGCUCGUAAUUCCCAUUUUACCUCCACCAGAAGAAAACAAAAACCCCCAGUUCCUUCCGCUAGGAGCAAGAACAUAGUGUUUUUUCUCUCUUUCUUUUAUAAAAUAGUUUGGAGUGGAUUCUGGGAUACUUAAGCUUUUGGUCUGCAAUAACCAGUCAGAAGAAAAACAAAAGCAAAUGGCCGAAUCGAUUGUUUGUGCAGUGCUGGAGAAGUUGGGUUCCUUGAUAUCCGACGAGAUAAAACAGAACGUUGGGCUCGCCAUGGGUCUUGAAGAAGGAAUCCAAAAAAUGACCACCAAUUUCGAGGACAUCAAAUCAGUUCUUCAAGAUGCAGAAACGAAACAGGUGAAGGAUGCCAACGUGAGACAUUGGUUAAAGAAACUCAAAGAGGUAGCCUAUGAUGUUGAUGAUGUGUUGGAUGAGUGGAAUACUGCAAAACUCAAAUCACAAAUUGAGAAACAAGUGAAAGACGUCGACAGUGUGCCCUUGCUAAAGAAGAUACGCAAUUCUAUCUCUUCUUUUACCUCUCAAAGUAUUAUAUUCUAUAAUAUUGCUGGAAAGAUAAGAGACUUGAAUGAACAACUUGAUUGUAUAGCUACUGACAAAGAUAGGUAUAAUUUUGAGUUAGAGAAGGCUGUUGAAGAACCCAAUAGGGAAAUAACUGCCUCUUUCAUAGAUGAAGACGAGGUCUAUGGUAGGUGUCAAGAGACAAAAAUUCUAGUGAACAUGUUGGUCGGAGAGAAAAGUUAUGGAGGAGAGUCGAGCCUCCAUGUCAUUUCUAUAGUAGGGAUGGGUGGAAUCGGAAAAACCACUCUUGCUCAACUGGUUUACAAUCACAAUGAAGUUGAAUGUCAUUUUGACAAGAGAAUAUGGAUAUGCGUCUCAGACCCCUUUGAUGAGAUAAGGAUUGCCAAAGAGAUCCUCGAAGCAUUUAAAGGUGAAACUCCAAAUAUGGUUGGAAAGGAUAACAUUUUGCGGCAAAUUCAUAGUUAUGUUUUGGAGAAGAAAAUACUCCUUGUGUUGGAUGAUGUGUGGAUUGAAGAUGCAACAAAAUGGGAACAAUUGAAAAAUUCCCUCAAGUAUUGCUCUCUAGGGAGUAGAAUUUUGAUAACCACUCGGAAGAACAAAGUUGCAAUGAUUAUGGGAACAACAACCGAAAACUUAUUUCCAUUACAAACCUUGUCUCAAGAGGAAUGUUGGUCAUUACUUUGCCAUAGAGCAUUCUAUGGGAGGACAAGAGAGGAGUGUGAAAAUUUAGAAGAUAUCAGCAAGAAAAUUGCAGUAAAGUGUCAGGGCUUGCCACUUGCUGCAAAGAUUCUAGGUGGUCUGUUGCGGUUCAAAAGAUCUAGACAGCAAUGGCAAAGUGUCUUGGACUGCGAAAUAUUGAACCUUGAAGAGGCUGAACGAGAUCUUUUCCCUCCCUUAUUUUUGAGCUAUUAUGAGUUACCUUUGGCUCUUAAACAGUGCAUUUCAUAUUGUGCUGUUUUUCCGAAGGGAAAGAUCUUAAACAAAGAUGAAUUGAUCAAGUUGUGGAUGGCGCAAGGGUACCUAAAAGGAGCACAGUGCAAAGAGAUGGAGACUGUUGGGGAGGAAUAUUUUGAUGAGCUAAUGAUGCGUUCUUUUUUUCAAGAUUUUAAAAGGGUGAUUGAACUUGAUAGUGGGAUUCUGGAAUGCAAAAUGCAUGCUAUAGUACAUGAUUUUGUUCAACUUUUAACGAAAACUGAAUGUUUGAUACUAGUAAAUGAUGAUUUUGAAGAGUCAAGAGUAGAUGCUCUUGGUGAAAAGGCUCGUCAUGUGACCUUGAUCCGUAGAGAAGCUAUCCCAAGUGACCCUAAUAUUAACUAUUUCAAAAAGUUGCGUACCCUCUUUAUUGACUCAAGCUAUCAUGAUACUUCAUCACUAAGCACAUAUUUGCCCAAGUUGUUUGGUCAAUUGAAUUGCCUAAGGACAUUAAAUUUGAGCAACAGUAUGUUUGGAAAUUCAAUUAAAGAACUUCCUGAUCAAAUAGGAAAAUUGGUUCAUUUGAGGUACCUUGACUUGAAACAUAAUAGAAAAUUGAAAAAAUUACCUGAAUCAGUGUGUGAGUUAUGUAAUUUACAAACCUUAAACCUCACAUGGUGUAAUAGUCUUAAAGAAUUGCCAUGCGGAAUUGGAAAACUAAUCAACUUGAGGCAUCUUGAGAAUGAGAAGACAGACUUGAGCUUGACGGCAAUGCCAAAAGGGAUUGGGAGAUUGACAUGCCUGCAGACAUUAAGGGUGUUCGUGGCAACGGAUGGUGGCAUUAAUGGCAAAGCAUCUACCCUUGGAGAUCUUAGAAACUUAAUGCAUCUUCAAGGACAUCUUAAGAUAAGUGGAUUGGGAGUUGUGUGUGAUGUGACUGAAGCUAAGAAAGCGGAGCUUCAAAGCAAGAAAGGCCUCCGUGGUUUGAUACUGGAUUUUACUGAUUCCAAAGGGUUGAUGUCAAACAGGUUGCCGAGAAGAGAUGAUGAAAGACUUCUUGAAGCUUUGCAACCACCUCUUUCCUUGGAAAAAUUAGAGAUAUGGGGCUACAGUAGCACCUCCAGUUUCCCCAACUGGAUGAUGGGCUUGACCAAGCUGAGGCAUGUUUCACUAGGUUUUUGCUUUCAUUUGAACUGUUUGCCUCCUUUGGGAAAAUUACCAUCCCUUGAAUCACUCUAUCUAGGGGAAAUGAGAAGAGUGGAAAAAGUGGGAGUUGAAUUUUUAGGAGUAGAAGGAGAAGGGAUAUUACCAUUUUCUUCAUCGUCAGAAUCUUCUUCAUCAUCUAUUAUUGCCUUUCCUAGUUUAAAACAUCUCGAAUUUCGUGAUAUGGAAGAGUGGGAUUGUUGGAUCUCAUUUACUAGCACAGGAGCAGAUCAUAUUAGUAUUAUGCCUCGCCUUUGUUCUCUAACAAUUGAUUCCUGCCCCAAGUUAAGGGCACUGCCAUGGUACAUUUUGCAGAAUACAAGCCUAGAGCAAUUGGAUAUAAGCCAGAGUCCUUUUCUUUCAGAACGUUGCAGAAAGGAGACGGGGGAGGAUUGGCUCAAUAUCUCUCACAUCCCUAGCAUCAUAAUUGAUGGUCUAUCCAUGCAAGUAAACUGCUCUUCUUUUGAAGAGUUUGGAGUAUUGCAAUUGCAACCACUACACAGCUCUUUGUUAAGUUCGAACGAUUUCCUCAAAGUGUUUGAACAAAAUUGAUGUUUUAUCAGAGGUAUCUUUUGUUUCAAGGCGCCUAUAUAAAAUUAUUGGAAUACAUGCAAUAGCAUCCAUUAACCAUUGGUGUUUAAGCUAGCGUUUGGAGUUCAUUUGACAUCUUGGUUUAUACCUACGAUUUCAAGUCACUUGAAGAGAGAUUUCCCCAGCAUAGAACUUUCCGGAGAUGCAUGGAACAUAGACUAGGUAAUCAAUUUUUUUUUUUUAAAUGUUAAUUAGUAAUACAAUGAUGCUUUUUAACAAUUUGCCAUUGAUGUUAUGAACAUAGGAAUUGGCUCUUAAGGCAAGUAAGAUGGGAUGACGUUGCCAAAGAAGUAAUGGGACUACAGCAUAUUGUGCUUCUUUGUUCUUCAAGAUUUUGCUUGAUACUAGUAGAUUGAGAAGUCACUUAGACGAUUACUAUGGACAGGAGUUAUCAGACACCAAUCCUCCAUUUUGGAAUUGGUUUUUCCUUAAUCUCAUCCAAUUGCAACUCUUUUAUUGUAUAUAUUUCCUUUAAUUACUAUGAAGGAGCAGAGUUAUAUGUUUCAAUUCUUUCUUGGAAUAGAUAUGGGAGGCACAAGGGAAGAGUGGGGAUUCCAAUGUUAGGUCAAACUGGAAUUUUGUAAUUAACACCACAUACAUUACAUUCUCAUGUAAUAUUUUUUUUUAUUUUAAUCAAUUUUUUUCAUGUUUAUCAAA
This is a messenger RNA of Theobroma umbraticum, 4119 nucleotides long. Its product is annotated as putative disease resistance protein RGA4. NCBI's taxonomy places the organism in Eukaryota, Viridiplantae, Streptophyta, Magnoliopsida, Malvales, Malvaceae. Gene Ontology annotation, molecular function: ADP binding. The record is from RefSeq and is a predicted model, not a curated record.